AUGGCGUCGCAACAGCAGAUCAACAGCGGCGCAGUGACGCUACAGACUUCCAUGGGAAGCAUCACCGUCGAGCUCUACUGGGAUCAUGCUCCAAAGACGUGCCAGAACUUCUACAAGCUAGCAGAGAGGGGCUACUACAAUGGCACGAUCUUCCACAGAAUCAUCCCGGACUUCAUGAUCCAAGGCGGCGACCCAACAGGGACAGGUCGAGGCGGGACGUCCAUCUACGGCGACAAGUUUGCCGACGAGAUCAACCCAGCGCUCCGCUUUGUCGGCGCCGGCAUCCUUGCCAUGGCCAACUCGGGACCCAACACGAACGGCAGUCAAUUCUUCAUCACCCUGGCACCAACACCCUUCCUCGAUCGCAAGCACACCAUCUUUGGCCGCGUGUCGGAUGGCAUCAAGGUGGUCCAGCGGCUCGGCCUCGUCGCGACCGACUCAAACGACCGGCCUAAGGAGGAAGUCAAGAUCCACAAAGCCCUCGCCGUCGUCGUCGAUUAG
Messenger RNA from Pseudozyma flocculosa PF-1, 501 nucleotides. RefSeq lists its product as uncharacterized. The coding region runs from base 1 to 501 and encodes 166 amino acids. The record is from RefSeq and is a predicted model, not a curated record. The transcript is spliced from 7 exons. Gene Ontology annotation, molecular function: peptidyl-prolyl cis-trans isomerase activity. Gene Ontology annotation, biological process: protein folding; protein peptidyl-prolyl isomerization. Lineage: Eukaryota; Fungi; Basidiomycota; Ustilaginomycetes; Ustilaginales; Ustilaginaceae. Gene Ontology annotation, cellular component: catalytic step 2 spliceosome.